AUGACGCACCAACCUUCACCUGUCGUAGUCAAUGGGUCAGGGAGUAUUGACAUCAUUACAAGUCGUCAGAAGCAUGCGGAUGUAUCAUUUCGAAUUGAGAGGGUGUUUCCCAUCCGUAUCGAAACAGAAACAGUUCUUGACACAAACCUCAAUGACUCUGGUGUUGCGAAAACUCAAGAAGCGCCAGAUGAAACGACUUUUGCAGAAGUUCGCGUUGAAGUACCUGAGACUGAAGGUGACAUUAAUCAAAGGCACCCAAAUGUAGUUUUGGCAGAAUCUUGCUUGCCAUUAUCGCCAUCUCAACACCCUUUCAUCACAGCGUCAGUCCAUCAUUUGAUCUCUGAAAGCAAACCCACUCCCAAUCAUGCUAUUAAUGAGAUUGUUCGUCGCUGUGAGGAUGAGCCCAUCCAAAUUCCUGGAUCCAUUCAAAGCUUCGGAGCAUUAUUGGCUCUCGAGGAAAAAGAGGACGGUCGCUUCUUGUGGUACGAAUUGGACUUUAGAGCCAGAAUUGAAUCCAGAAAGCUCUGGCAUCAAAAAGAACAUCUCAAAGCAUAUCCAGAUAUCUUUACCACGAUGCUGGAGUCAACUCCCUAUAUCCCUAUGUAUUGUGCUUUACACUUCCGUGAGGAUGCGGGCUUGUUCAUAUGCGAGUUUGAGGCAAAGAAUGAUUUGAUGACUGACGUCCCUCCGGAGAACUGGAAUCUGCCUGGAGAACAGGUCAAUAUCAUCGAUAACCAAGCUACAGAGGAGGAACGAAUUGUGUCGACCACAAAAUAUAGUGAGCCAUUUCGCACGAUACAGAGGACCAAGAACAGGCUUGGCGAGAUGGAAAUGUUUCAUCUCGGCUGUGAAGUUCAGGAGCAGCUGAAUUCAGCUACUUCCAUAACAUCUCUACUCGACAUAGUUGUUGGUCUUGUCUUUGAUCUGACCGGAUUUCACAGGGUUAUGGCUUACCAGUUUGAUGAAGAUGACGCAGGCUUGGUUAGAGCAGAGUACAUUGAUGAGAGAGCAUCGUUGGAUCUCUAUCGUGGCCUCAAGUUUCCGAAUACCGACAUACCUAUUCAGGCUCGGCAGCUUUAUGCGCUCAACAAGAUAAGACUACUCUAUGAUCGAACGGAAAAGACCGCCAGACUUAUGUCUUCAACCGAAAAAUAUAAUCCUAAAAAUCUCAACCUUUCAUCAGCAUAUUUAAGGGCCAUGUCACCCGUUCACAUCAAAUAUCUGACAAACAUGGGUGUACGGGCUUCAUUCUCCAUCUCUUUGAUUGUAGAAGGUCGAUUAUGGGGUUUAAUCUCAUGUCAUGAUUAUGGCCUAGAAGGAAAAAGGGUUUCAUUCCCAAUGAGGGAGCUCUGCCGAAGUCUAGGAGAUUGUACAAGCAAUAACAUUGAGAAAUUAAUCUACCUCUCUCGAAUACAAGCACGACGGCAUCUCGGAAAAGCACCUCCUAAAACUUCGCCAUCACAAUAUGUUGCUGCUUCAUCGAGAGAUUUAUUGCAAAUGUUUGAAGCAGAUUUUGGGUUCUUGGCCAUUAAGGACGAAGCAAGAACGAUUGGGCGCUUGUAUGCCUACAAUGAAAGUAUUUCUCUACUUCAAUAUAUCCGCAAAAAGUCGCAUACUUCUGUCUUUUACACUCAGAAUAUCUCUGCAGACUGUACAGAUAUUAUGUUUCCCGCGCAUUUUGUUUUGAUCUCAGGAUUUCUUGUGAUUCCAUUGUCUCUUUCAGGAUCAGACUUUUUGGUAUUUUUUCGAAAGGGUCAGCUAAAAGAGGUCAAGUGGGCUGGAAAUCCAAAUGAGAAAAUAUAUAAGCCUGGUACAGAGUAUCUUGAGCCAAGAGCAAGUUUCAAGAGAUGGAGUCAGCAUGUCAUAGGCACUAGUCGGGAAUGGACACGAGAACAAGGUUGGUUUAUCCCACAGCCCGAGCUUAUUGAUGGUUUGAGUCCUGCAGGUGUUCUAAGUGCAUUGUAUGGAAGAUUCAUUGAGGUCUGGAGACAAAAAGAGGCUAUUGUGCAACAGAAUCGAAUGACGCGAUUGUUAAUUCGACAAGCUGGAGCUGAAGUUCGAAACCCCUUGAAUGCUAUAAUUGGUUAUCUCGAGAUAGCACUCGAAGAAGUUCUCGACGACCAAGCCCGUCUCCACCUAGAGAAGUCUUUAGGUGCAUCGAGAUCCCUUAUCUUUGUUGUGAAUGAUCUUCUCAACUUGACAGAGGCGGAAGGAGAAGAUCCUGAAAUGUCACAUGAUAGUGUUGUUUUGGCAGAAAUGAUGAACGAUGUCAUCCGUGAUUUCGGUGAUGAAUGUCAAAAGAAGAGUCUAAAUAUUAGAUUUGCCGAAAUUACGGAUAUUCCUGCAGUGGUAAAAUGUGAUGGCGUGCGUUUGAGACAGAUGAUCACUAAUUUACUCUCAAACACUGUGAAGCAUUCAAUUGCUGGCGACGCGGUUGUUGGAUUGAAGAUGUUGAAUCUGAUGAUGAUAAGACUCGAGUUGAGAUGUUCUUUACUGACAAUGGUUCUGGAUUCACCGAAACUGGACGGCAUAUUCCAAGACUUCGAGAAAGUCCUCGACGACGACGACGAUAUAGACGAACAGCCAUGUCUUAACGGAGAAAAAUCCUCCAUCGGUCUGGGUCUCGCCGUCGCAGCACGAUUCGUCCGACUCAACGACGGCAAAAUAACAAUCAAUACCGAACCCGGCCACGGAACCACCGUCACAGUGUCAAUCCCAUUCCGCAAAUCCGAAGGUGGACAUCACUUCGCUGCCCGAACUCCACGCAAAGAUGCUCCCGCUCUCUCCAUCAGCACUGAAAGCCCCAAUUCCGAAAACGACAUCCAAUGCGGUACCCCCGAAAGAUUCCAAGUCCCUCCUUUCACUCCUCUCAAAGACCCCUUCCUCACCUCCAAAACAGAAAUCAUCGAUUCCCCCUCAUCAAUCCCCACACCCAGCACUUGCUUGCACUCUUCUCCUUCCAUCUCUCACCCCCUCUCCACACCCCUCAAAGACCCCUUCCUUACUUCCACAACCGAAAUCAUCGAUUCUCCCUCAUCAACCCCCACACCCAGCACCUGCUCGCACUCUUCUCCCCCCCUCUCCACAUCCCUCUCCACAUCCCUCUCCACCAAAUCCGUAACCACCAACCCCGAUUACCAACUGCAAUACCCCUUCCCCAUCAUGGAAUUGCCUCCCCAACCCGAGAUCCGCAAUCUCAAUGUCCUCGUCGCGGAAGACAACCCGCUGAAUAGUCGACUUUUAGAAGAACGUCUCAGGAAAAGAGGACACAUGGUGACGGUGAAAAUUAACGGGCAAGCAUGUGCGGAAGCUGUGAUGGCUACACCAGAUGGUUUCGAUAUUAUUUUGAUGGAUAUACAAAUGCCCAUCCUCAACGGCUUCUCCUCCACCACCCUAAUCCGCUCCUUCCUAACCAGCACUUUCCCCGUCCCCCCCAUCUCUCCACGCGCAGCACUCUACGGUCGACUCCCCAUCAUCGCCGUAUCGGCUUCUCUUGAAGAAACAAAAAGAGAUGAGUAUAUUGAUCGUGGUUUCGACGGUUGGAUCCUCAAACCGAUUGAUUUUCGGAUGUUGGAGGAGAUGCUGAAGAGUGUGGAGGAUGGGGGGAGGAGAGAGGGCUUGCUGUAUGGCAGGGAGGGGGUGAAGUGGAGGAAAGGGGGGUGGUUGAGAUUGAGGGGGUGAGGGGGAG
Molecule: messenger RNA, 3688 nt
Organism: Botrytis sinoallii
Lineage: Eukaryota; Fungi; Ascomycota; Leotiomycetes; Helotiales; Sclerotiniaceae
Exons: 7
Coding region: 1-3681 (1226 amino acids)
Biological process (GO): detection of visible light; phosphorelay signal transduction system; regulation of DNA-templated transcription
Molecular function (GO): phosphorelay sensor kinase activity; protein binding
Source: RefSeq, a predicted model, not a curated record